UGCAGACUUGAUCUUAAAAUUAUCGCUUUGAUAUUAGGCUGAGGAUUUUUGCAGAGUGGCACUCUGGUUGUUCUCACGUAACUGCACUGCUCUUAACCUGCAGUGCUGACUUUAUAUAAUUUGAUAUUUUUAGGAGAAAAAUUGUACAGUUUUUAUCACAGUAACUUUAGCACUUGUGAUUGCAGGCAUGAUAAAUAGGGAUCCACUGAGUUAAGUACUGCUAGGCCUGGAAUUAAAACAUUGACUUGGUAUCUGUUUGUUAAAGUGCUCUGUUGCAAAUAUUAUAUGAAUUGUAGCAGAUAUUCAGAAAUCACUUAAAGCAACAUAACAACAAAUCAAUUAAAUAGGAUGUCUAACAUUGAGGAAGACUGAAUUUUCUGGUUAAAUAUUUAAACCUGAAAACCUCUCACUGGUAAUUUUUUUUUUUACGACGCAUUUUUUGUAACAUAGCUCCUAUAAGCUGACGGUGAAGGAAGGACUUUUGUUAAUAAAAAACUUGCAUAUGAAAAAGAUAUGGCAAUUCAUUCAUAAUGUCAGUCUCUUUUCUCAGUCCACUCCAAUAGAAAAGGACUAUACCAUAGACUGGAAUAAGAGGCUUGGAUCAGGAAUCAGUGGACCAGUCAGGUUGUGCACUUGUGUCAAAACAGGAAAACAAUUUGCCUUAAAAUGUCUCCUGGAUUCAUCAAAAGCUAGGACAGAGGCUAAGGUACACUUCUUGUGCAGUGGUCAUUCACAUAUAGUGUCAGUUGUAGAUGUUUAUGCCAUCAGCUUUAAGUUCCCUGGAGAAAUGAGACCAGUGCCUAGAGUUUUGAUGGUCAUGGAGUUGAUGGAAGGAGGUGAACUGUUUGAGCUGGUCAGAACAAAAAGAAGAUUCACUGAGAAAGAGGCUGUUAAUUUUACUAAACAAAUUGCCCUAGCAGUUUACCAUUGUCAUUUAUUUAAUGUGGCUCACCGAGAUCUUAAACCCGAAAACUUACUUCUUCUGGACAAAAGUGAGAAAGUGAUCAUCAAGCUUGCUGAUUUUGGUUUUGCCAAGAUUGAUCGUGGAGAUCUUGUUACACCACAGUUUACUCCUUAUUAUGUGUCCCCUCAGGUGUUGGAGGCCCAAAGAAUUCACCGAGCACAGAAGUCUGGAAGAUUUCCUUUCUUAACAAAGCCCUACACAUAUGACAAGAGCUGCGACAUGUGGUCGUUGGGCGUGGUCAUCUACAUCAUGCUAUGUGGCUAUCCACCAUUCUACUCUGAGGUGCCUCGCAAACAACUAUCACAGGGAAUGAGAAAAAGGAUCAUGGCCGGUGAAUAUGACUACCCUGACAAGGAAUGGUCAAAGAUUUCCGCAGAAGCAAAAGAUGUGAUAGCCAGCUUGUUGCGAGUGGAACCAGCGCAAAGAAUGACAGUCACUGAGCUUCUUGAACACCAGUGGCUCAACGAGGGCGCUGUUCCUGAUGUCCCACUGGACACACCUUCAAUUAUUGUGUCAGAUGAGGAAGCAUUUCGUGAGGCGAUGAAUGCACACUCAGCUCAGCUGACCAAGAUGAGGUUACCGGACCGUUCAGUGACGCUGAAGGCCGUGUCCGUUGCUAAAAACCCGAUACUGAUAAAGAGAAAGAACAUAUUUAAACUGAGUUCGUUCCUGAACAAAAACAACUCGGCUUCAGCAACAGCUACAGACGGCAAUCGAACGAGAAACGACGAGUCUAUCAAGUCACUAAGAGACGUGAUAGCGUUCUGUAUGCUACCUCCUGCUCCUGCUCCUGAUGGCGCCGCGGCAGAAUCUUUCUGUCACGAAAAAGAACUCAAAAGACUGGUAUGUCAUGCAGUGGAAAAGAAUCCGUACUCACAGCGACUGAACGAAGUUCUCAUCAAGCAGUCAUGGGAUGGGGAUUCCUUUGCCGGACCUGUAGACAGGCGCCUGUUGGCAAAAGACAUCAGUGACAUUGUCAAGAAAAUGUGACUAAGCUGUUCGGACGAGCAUAAUUUAUCUCGGAGCUUGUGGAUGGACUCAGAGGACAGUCAGAAAGAGAACAGAGAGGACAAGGACAGAAUGAGAUGUACAGGAAUUUUGUGUGGAGUGUUGUAAAGCUGAUCAUUUUGUCGGCACGAGGGUAGCACUCGGUGUUUCUAAGCAAAAACACGUAUUUUAACUGAUCACUCACGAACGCGGGAAAACAUGGAACCGAUGGAAAAGCGCGGGAAAAUCAGUUUGCUCACUGAUGGCAAGCGCGGGAAAAUCAAGCCGCGAUUGGCUUUGAUUUUGCUUCUGAUUGGCUGUGAAGACAGUAUCUUUGGCGUUCCGAUUGGUCAAAAUGAACCAAUAUUUCUGCGAAACAACCAAACCGCCUGAGAAAUGUUUUUCUACUGCUGCGUGGAGACUUCAGCAACAUGAAAAUUAUCCUCUGGUUCAUAUGUUCAGUCAUUGAGGAGAACAACCGAGAUUAACUAAGACUUAAAUGUUUAGAAGGCUGUAAUCUGAAGAAAGUGGAAGUGAAGUGGUGAAUUAAACUGAGUUGUCGGUGUAACGAAGACGUUAGCUCUACAGAAUUAGAAAGGUAGGCAGACUUGUUGAUAGCUAGAACUGGUAUCAAAGUGUUGGUGUAGGUAGAUAAAAAAGUGCGCGCUUCAGUGGUUGUGACGGGAAUGCAGAUUUUGAAUUUCGGCCCCAGUUUGACUGCCCUACCAUCUACGAUGGAAAGCGUAGUUUUAUUGUUUAAUUGUUUUGUUUUGUUUCUGCGAAACAGGAAGCAUCGAUUACAUCACGAACUUCGACUUCGUGUUACGACGGCUUACUUCGUGAAACUGCGCUUCUACUGGCCGCUACAAUCUAUGACAAAGUCCUCAGUUUGGGAUACCUUACCCAGACAGAAAUAGGGACUGAUUCGUAUCAAAAAUGUUUUACUUCGAACUCCUUGUUCAAAGCUAGCGGUUGAACCCCUGAACGGUGUUUCAAAUUUGGAGUCAUUCUGUUUAAUCACAAUACACAACAUUGAAAGAACGAAUUACAUUGUGUCACAAGUUUUACAGAAAGCUGCAAAAACAUAAAGAAAGCGUAUUUCUUUGUACUGGUAGUAUAGUGUUUCUGUAACCAAAAAAAAAGGAAAAAAACAUUUCCGAGUUGCCCUUACUCCUGUUUCAAAACGAGACUGGCCAACCUUUCACACGGAAAUGAGAUUUUCUUGCUCGUUCAUUGUCUUGUAAAUCAAAGUUAUUUUCAUAUAAAAGGUUGUGCUUCAGGACUCGUUUCAUCCUCGGAGACCCAAGUGCUGCUAGUCGGGACGAUGUGAUAUUUUCGGGCGAAAGUUUACUCCAAGGGAAAAUAUCACACCGUUUCGGCUAGCAGCCCCUGGGUCGCCGAGGAUGGAGGUAAAAAGCAACUCGUAGCUGACUUGAGCAAGUGAGUUUACUGGUAUCUGUUUCUCUUGAACUUUUCUGUACCCAUCAAUGCUGAUUACUCUGUAACCUAACUUUCACUGAUGAUUUUCUUUAUCACGUUGUGUCUCGUAAAUCUAAACCAAAAGGCCACAGUUAUAAAUUAAUAUGACAAAUAUUAGUCAACCGUUAAGUGAGAUACUGUCGGUUGUGCUCAAUUAUUUAGUAAUCGACCUGAUGUUACUUGUUUUGUUCACCACAUGUUCUUGGCCCAAACACAGACGGGCAUUGUGUCCUCAGUAAAUAAAGGUCUAUCUUGAGUGUGUC
Orbicella faveolata is the source of this 3693-nucleotide messenger RNA. Its product is annotated as MAP kinase-activated protein kinase 5-like. Gene Ontology annotation, biological process: protein phosphorylation. NCBI's taxonomy places the organism in Eukaryota, Metazoa, Cnidaria, Anthozoa, Scleractinia, Merulinidae. Gene Ontology annotation, molecular function: ATP binding; protein kinase activity. The record is from RefSeq and is a predicted model, not a curated record.